AUGGCCUCGAUUGCUCGCUGCCUGCGCACCGGCGCCCCGCCCGCCGUCUUCCGCCUGGCUGCUGCUGCUGCGCCCCGUGCCACUCCCGUUGCCACCCGUUUGCCCGUCCGGAGCUUCUCGACCACGAGGAUGGGCCUGGCGCGCAAGUACACGAAGGACCACGAAUGGGUCGACCUCUCGGCCGACCGCAAGACGGGAAUCGUCGGCAUAUCCGAGUACGCCGCCGAGCAGCUCGGUGACGUUGUCUACGUCGAGCUGCCCGAGGCCGGCGGCUGGAUCGAGCAGGGCGACAGCCUCGGCGCCGUCGAGUCGGUCAAGAGCGCCAGCGACAUCAACUCGCCCAUCCGCUGCAAGGUUAGCCAGGCAAACGUGUUGCUUGAGGAGAAGCCCUCAACCAUCAACUCGGUCGCCGAGGACGAUAGCCACGGCGGUGGCUGGAUCGCCAAAAUCGAGGUGGAUGAAAAGGGCGCCGAGCAGUUUGACGAGCUCAUGGAUGCAAAGGAGUACGAGGCAUUUACUGCCGAGUAA
Hirsutella rhossiliensis is the source of this 528-nucleotide messenger RNA. RefSeq names its product glycine cleavage h-protein. The record is from RefSeq and is a predicted model, not a curated record. Bases 1 to 528 code for a protein of 175 amino acids. The transcript has 2 exons. Gene Ontology annotation, cellular component: cytoplasm; glycine cleavage complex; mitochondrion. NCBI's taxonomy places the organism in Eukaryota, Fungi, Ascomycota, Sordariomycetes, Hypocreales, Ophiocordycipitaceae. Gene Ontology annotation, biological process: glycine decarboxylation via glycine cleavage system; protein lipoylation.